AUGGCUUCGCCACCCGCUUCGCGCUCACGCGAUGCCACACCCUCGUCCACCCACAGCAACUCGAUCGAGCAUGCCUCGGCCAGCGGGUCAAGCCAGGAAUCCCAGAAUCACGAGGAGGUGGAUAGAUUCUUGAAGCGGAUGGAGAUGGAGAAGAAGAUGCAAAUUUUGCAGCAACGCCUCGAGCUGGCCUCGGUCAAAGCCACUCAUGGCUGGGCGGACAAAUCUAUAGGCGAGAUUGAGCGGACCAUGUCCCCUCCACCACGGCGUCGGUCGUUCAAAGCCAUUGCGCCAAUACGCGUCGAUCCCUAUACCUAUCGCCCACACCCCUACUCCCCUUCAUCCCCCUCCAUCUCAUCCGCACCUCCCUCGUACAACCCCCCAUCUCCAUCACGGCCAUGGCAGCUCAUCGACGUCCUCUGGCAGCCCCUCCCACCAUCCUCCCGCCCAGCACCGGCCAGUCCUCGCAAGCGGGUCAGAGAAGACUCGGGUCGGCGGAACAGCUCGAGCGGGGCGUACAUUCCAGAACGGAUGCGAAAGGAAAAGAGGUCCUACUCGCAUUCAACCACCACGCAGGAUGUCGACGCGGCGAACGCGCUCGCAUUUAUGCAUAGCGAUACCGACAACACCCUUCGUCAUUCCAUCUCCCUUCCUAUCCCAACCACUCCACCACGUCCCCGCUCCUCAUCCUUCGCCCACUCCCCGCCAGAACCACCUCGGAGCGCUGGACGCAGGGCGGUCACGCCAGAACCAGGAGAAGAGGAUAGGAGCGCGGCGGAUCUGAUGAUGUUCCUGGCGCACUCGCCUAGUCCGCUUAGGAAGGCGGCUCGGACGGCGGCGCCAGCAAGUCCAGGGACGGCGAGGGUGUUGUUUGGGGACGGGGAGAAGCUCGGCAAGUCAAACCUGGCGAUGGCGCCGCCGAUCACUGCGAAUGAUGGGAAUGGGUUUGGGAGCUUGAUGUAG
This is a messenger RNA of Dioszegia hungarica, 960 nucleotides long. RefSeq lists its product as uncharacterized. Gene Ontology annotation, molecular function: DNA binding. The coding region runs from base 1 to 960 and encodes 319 amino acids. NCBI's taxonomy places the organism in Eukaryota, Fungi, Basidiomycota, Tremellomycetes, Tremellales, Bulleribasidiaceae. The transcript has 2 exons. Gene Ontology annotation, biological process: transcription by RNA polymerase II. The record is from RefSeq and is a predicted model, not a curated record.